Cuscuta campestris is the source of this 1713-nucleotide messenger RNA. The record is from the annotation of a GenBank genome assembly. NCBI's taxonomy places the organism in Eukaryota, Viridiplantae, Streptophyta, Magnoliopsida, Solanales, Convolvulaceae.
AGCCCGUGCACACACUCUCGAAGGGGAGAUGGCCUUCCCUUUCCGUACCUUAGCAUUAUAGAAGAUGGAGUUUGAGAAGAGGAAAGCUUCGACUUUAGCGGCGAUGAACUCGCCGGAGCCGGACAAAUCUCCGAAAGGAAACGUAGACGCACCCAUCGUUCCUCUACUCGCCGCCAUCAACUCUCACCCUUUGUAUUUCACCACCAGCUCUUGCUCCGGCCGCAUCUCCGUCUUCGCCCACCCCUCCGCCUCUUCUUCCACCAGCCCCGUGAAAUCCAAAGGCGGGAAGUGGGUCUUCAUCUCCCACGACCCAGUUGACCCCGACUCAGUCUCGCGACUUCUGCUUGGGGACGAGUUGGGUCAGUCCGAUCCAGGCCAUAGUUUUGUGUUCAGGUUCGAGCCUCUGAUCAUUGCAAUAGAGUGUAAGGAUGUUCAGGCAGCUCAGUGGUUGGUGGCAUUGGCUAUUUCUUGUGGGUUUAGGGAGAGUGGGAUCACCAGUGCUACUAACAAGCGAGUGAUCAUUGCUAUCAGGUGCUCGAUCCGAUUGGAGGUGCCUUUGGGCUGUAGCGAUAGGAUAAUGGUGUCGCUGGAAUACUUGAAGUACAUUGCUGAACUUGCAAAUGAGAAGAUGGAUGCUAAUAGGAAGAGAACUGAUGGGCUUCUUGAUGCCUUGUUAAAAGAAGGAUCUUUUGGGCCUCAUAGCUGCAACGGAAAGCUUUUGUGCAGAUCUGAAGUAAAUUCUGAUGAAGCUUCAGCUUGUCUUGAUGGACCCGAUUUGGAAUUCUUGAGAAACUCUUCCAAAGGCGGUAUGAAUAGCAGUGAGGAUGGUGAAAGCAAACAUUUCGACAGUACAAAAUGUGGAGGCAUUCCCUUAAAUGUGACAGCCAGUCUGAAUCUUUAAAUCAUUGACAGGAUCAUCAACUGUUUCCGAUUUCAACCUGUCUAGUAGUCAGAUGUUAAUCAUAGGAGAGUCCGUUGAAAGAAUUUAUCUCUGGGGUCACUCUGCCUCUGCAAUUGAUGCAAUUGAGAAGAGAGUUCUAAUUUUUGGUGGGUUUGGAGGUCCAGGCAGACACACCCGUAGAAAUGAUCUGUUGAUUCUUGACCUACAAUUUGGUAAAUUAGAAAUUGUCGACGUUCAGGGAAUGCCAUCAUCACGUGUGGGCCAUACAUCUUCAAUGGUAGAAAAGCAUAUGUAUGUAAUUGGUGGAAGAGCUGACCCAUUAAAUGUUCUGAAUGAUGUGUGGGCUUUUAGUUUGGUCAAAAAAGAAUGGAGGCUCUUGCAAUGUUCUGGCUCUUUAUUCCCACCAAGAGGAGAAAUGCCAUGUCCAUGUCACUCCCAUUCUAUGGUAGCACACGGGACCCUAUUAUAUACUUUCGGGGGAUAUGAUGGGGAGAGACCUCUAGGAGACCUUUUUAGUUUUGAUACAAAAACACUUAUCUGGAAAAAGGAAACUAUCCCGGGGAAACCUCCAAGUCCUAGGUUUUCCCACUCUAUGUUUGUUUAUAAGGAUUUUCUAGGUAUUAUCGGAGGAUGUCCCGUUAGUCAAAGUCAGCACAAGCUGUCGUUGCUUGAUAUGCGCUCCCACCAGUGGAAACAUAUUGUUGUCAAUUCCUUGGGUAAGGAUCUCUUGGUUCGAAGCACUGCCAAUGUUGUAGGUGAUGAUCUAGUUAUGAUUGGUGGUGGGGCCGCGUGUUACGCAUUUGGGACUAAGU